AUGGCUACAAAAAAAAAAUUAUCUCCUUAGGAAGAAAUAAAGAGUUAUAGUUUAAAAGAAGGAGAUUAUAGCAUAACAGUUAAAGUUCUUGAAGCUAAUGACCUUAUUCCAAAAGGAAAAGGGUUCUUAGGAUUUGGAGCUACUUAGGUAGUUACAUCUUAAGUAAUGGUGGAGGUCUUAGACAAAAAGAAGAAAUCUAAAAUUAUUAAAAACUAGGCUAACCCUGUUUAUAACUAGGGAUGGACAUUUUAUUUCAAAUCAUUAAAAAUGGAAUAAUUGCAAGAUAUUACUAUUAAAAUAACAGUAUUGGAUAAAUCAAGUCAUUUUGUUACUCACAUAAUUGGGUCAUAUGAAAUCGAUUUGACUUCCGUUUACUUUUAAUUAGGCCAUGAAUACUUUCACACUUGGCUUACGCUUACAGAUCCCACUGAUGAGGUUGAAGGUCCCACAGGAUAUCUAUAUGUUAACUUGAGUGUCUUAGGACCCGGAGAUGAGCCUGUAUUGCAUGAUAUAGAAAAUGCAAAAAAAGCUGGCAGUGGAAAGGAAAAAUCAUUGGUACCAUAAAAGGUUGUACAAACAGGACACUUAAUAGAAAUUAAUAUAUACAGGGCUGAGAAUUUACCAUGUCUCGAUAACAGCUUAGAGUCAAUAGAUGCAUAUGUAAUAGCAAAAUUUGGCGGUUAUAUGGCUUAAACUCAUGUAGUUAAAUCAAGAAAUCCAGAAUGGAACGAAUGUAUUAAGCUUUAAUGUAUGUUGCCUUGCUAAUCAAAAUAAAUCACUAUACAGGUUUAUGAUAAGGAUAUUGGGUCUGAUGAUGAUUUAGUAGGCUAACUGAAAAUUAACUUAGCUGACAUUAUGUACAAAAAACAUCAACCAAGAUGGGGAAACCUAUAUGGAUCACCCAUAACAGCUUAAGGCAAAGAUGCAGAUUUAAUGAAUUUUUAUGGAUAAACUAUGGGGUCUCACUACAGAGGUAGGUUAUUAUAUUCUUGUUCCAGUUACAAUAAAAAAGAUCCUCGUACUAGCACUAAGCUUCUUUAAUUUUCUUUCCCUCAUAACCCAAUUCCAUAGACCAAGAUGAGAUCUUACUAUUUAUGGAUAGACAUUCUUGAAGGGAAUGAAAUUCCAGAUAAAAAAGGCGAUAUGAUUGUGCACGUUAACAUUGGCCCAUACUUACUCUAUUCUUAAUCUAAAAUUAACAUUAAUGGGCAAGUUAACUGGUUUGAAAGUUUAGAAGAGAGAAAGGUUAUAUUCCCUGAAGAUGUUGAAUAAAUUCCAGAUCUUAUUUUUUAUGUAACUGACGAAAAUAGUGAAGAUCGUAGAAUGAGUUUUAAUAGGAUUAAAGCAAGCAAAAUUCUUAGAACUUAAUAAAAUUUUGAUCCAGAUGUAGACCACGAAACUCUGUUAGUGGAAUUAAAAGAAGACAGAUCACUAGAUUUAGUAAAAGACGAUGAAUUUCCCGGGUUUUUGAUAAUAAAAGCUUCUUUGUUGAAGUUUAGACCACAAAAAGAGCGUAAGUUCUUUACAGCAGAACAUUAGCGUCAAUUAUUAGCUGAUAUGAAUGAGUAUUAGUUACGUGUAUAACUUUAUUAAGCUAGAGGAUUACCUCCUGCUGACGAAACUGGAGGAUGUGAUCCUUUUAUCAAAGUGAAAUGUGCAGGUUCUGUGGGAACAUCUAAAGUCAAACAAAAAACCUUAAAUCCAGGAUGGUUUUAGAAUAUUAAUUUAGAUAGAGUUGUUCUUCCUUCCAUGGAAAGCCUUAUGAAAACUAAAUAUCCUACUAAAGGUAUGUUCCUGACGGUAUAUGACUGUGAUGAAAAUAGAUUGGUUGGUUAGCCAAAAGAGAAUUUGUUAACAAAAAUAGAAAAUUUCAACUUUAAAAAGCAAAUUAAUAAUUUGUAUAGUAAAAUAAUGAAUAAACCUGGAGAUGAUGGAGUGGAUAAUAUGGAAAUAGAAGACUAAAAAGCACUCAAUAAGAGUUUAGUAAAGACAAAGAUGAAUAGUACUCCUGAGUCAACUCCUUUAGAUGCCUAAGCAGGUGAGAAUUUAGAACUGAAUGACUCUGGUAUUAUUAUUAACGAUCCAGAUAAAGUAGAGAAAGAUUUAUUAGGGCGUAUAUGGAUUCCUUUAGAAGCAACUCAUGUUAAAUUUAAAAUUAAAAAUAAUUAAACCCCUUAAGAUAAUCCUCAAUUAUUUGAUAUUUUAUAUCGUAGACCAAAAUGGUAUCCAGUCAAAUAUGACGCAAAUGGCUAAUAUACUGGCUAAGUUUUGUUGAGUUAUACAUUAAUUCCUAAUUUAUACAGCGAUGUGAUAAAAUAAAAACCUAAUCUAUUUCCUAAAUUUGAGGUUAAAAAAAUAAGUUUCUUUUUAAUAGGUGUGAGAGAAAUAGAUGAGGAAAUAUUAGGAAUGAAACUAAGAAAAAUAUAAGCAAGUUUAGAUGUAUCUGGAGAUUCAUAAGAAUAAUUUAAGACAGGAGAAAUGAAAGUUAUUAAUAGUGGUGGUAAUAUUAACUAGUAUGUCGAGUUUUAAAUAAAAGUCCCACUCAAUAAGUCUUUUGAUCCAGUCGUUGACAUAUUCUUAUGGGAUUGUUCACGCUCUGAGCCUUAUACAUUUUUAGGAUAUGGAUCACUUCCUUUCAAAGACAUUCCUUAUCUUAAAUAUAACAAGAAUCAAUAAGAAAACUUUGAUAUUGAAAGCGAGAUGAGUUUAGUUGACUGUUUAAGGGAAGUUAUCUUAUUAGAGAAAAAAAUGGGUAGUAAGUUAGAUUUAAAGGACAAAAAAGAUUAGGAUGAACCAAAAGAAGAAAGAAAAAUUUAUAAAAAAAAAGAAAAUCCUAACAGUCAAAGUUAAAACAAAAUAGAAUAAUCUAACAAUGCUGAAAAUCAAUUAGCUCAGAAUGAUAGUAAAUUCAUUUAAGAAGGAUUGAAUGCUAAGAUUGGAUCGAAUUAGGUUAACUUAGACAGCUAAUAAGUUUAAAAGAAAGAUGUUUAAGAAGAAGUAGAUGAUAUUAUAGAUGAGCCAAAUGUUCAGUAAAGAAAUUAACUCGAUUAAAUUUAUGAAGAAGCAGACAUUGAAAUCACUGAUGUCAAAGAAAAGCAAUUUGAUAAUAAUGAAAUUAAUGUAGUACCAGCUUAUGAAAAAUAAAAUUCAUAAUAGUAGCCCUUGAUUACAAACUUGCCUACAAGACCUCUUGAUUUAUAAAAUAUGAAUAAAACAAAUAUUAUUGAUAUUAAAGAUCCUUCUUCAAUUUAGCAAAAUGAUUUUAUAACUAAUCCUCCUGUUAUUUAAACUAUGAAUACAUAAGUUAGCUAGAAAGAUGAAAACGCUAAACUAAACUAGAAAUAAUUGAAGUCAUAACAAACAAAUGGUUAAUAAGAUACGAAUAAUAAAUUGGCUCCUUCUAAUACUAUGAGAGAUAAAAAAAAAUUAGAUAACUCACAACUAACAAACGAACACCAUGAUAACCUAGAAGAACCCGAAGGAGAUAAAGAUUAAGGUUAAGAUGAUUAAGCUGAAAAUAAAUAAACAGCUAAACCUCAACAAAAAGUGAAAUAUGUUUAAAAAUCAGAAAUUUCUACUUUCGACCCUCCUUAGAGUUUAUCUUUCUCAGUAAAAACUAAAUCAAAGAGAUCACUUCACUUCGAUGAUAUACCAAAAGAAGGAAAAUAUGUUGGAGAAGAGUAGGAAGAAGAAAAUAAGGGAUUAAUUUCUGGAAAAAUUCUUGGUUUAUUUAAGAAAAAAGGAGGAAUUAAAAUUAUAGAAUAUGAAGACUAUGAUACUGACGAAGAUGAAGACUUAGAUAUUACUCCAGAGUGGAAGAAAAACAGAGAGAUUUUCUUGUCAGAAUUUGAAGAUAAACACAAACCCUCAAGAAAAUUAACUUGCAUUCCAAUUAUGAGAGGCUAAUCGAGAGGAGUUAAAAAGGAUAUGUUUUCCUUCGAUAAACCAGAAGCACCAAGCUAAUUUGCUAUGUUAAAAUGCCUUUUCUUAGAUCAAAACAACUAAAAUUUCUUAAAGAAAGUUGAAGAACUUAAAAAAUUACUCAAAGAAAGAGACUACUUCAUAAGAAUUUAUGUCACAAGAGGUAAAAAUAUAGGUGGUGAAGGUUUUUCACCUGACUCUUAUUUGAAGCUGAAGCUUGGAGAAAAAGUAGUUGACCUAAAGAGUAAGACAUUACAAUAAGAUACAAACAACCCUGAUUAUUAUAUUUCUUACGACUUCGAAUGCAAGCUUCCAGGAAGUGCUGUAUUAGAAGUAUAGAUUUGGAAUGAUGUCAUUGGCUCAGAUGAAAUGAUUGGUAAAACUGUUAUUGAUAUGGAAAAUCGUCUUUUCACAGGUAAGUGGCUUUAAUACCAAAGAAAGCCAUUCGAAAAUAGAAAUAUUUUCCCAGAAGAUGAAUCCGUUUCAAAGGGUAAUUUGGAAAUGUGGGUAGAACUUAUUCCAAAAUCUCUCAUAAAAUAAAUGCCUCCUUUACCUAUUACUAAGCCUCCUAAAUAUGAAUUUGAAAUAAGAGUAAUUGUUUGGGAAACAAAAGACUGCGUUUUUAAAGAUGAAGCUGAGAAAUGUAAUGAUGUGUAUGUACGUAUAGGUUUAUAGAAUAAACCAGAUGAAUAUUAAGACACAGAUGUUCAUUGGAGAUGUAGAUCAAAUGGAUUCUUUAAUUGGAGAAUGAAAUUCCGCUAAUCUUAUCCUUUGAACAAUGAUGAGUAUGGUGGAGAUAAGUUAUUUGUACAAUUACUUGAUAAAGAUAUAAUUGCUUCUGAUGAUAUAAUUGGAAGCUGUACUGUAGAUUUGAAUUAGCACAAACUUAUCGAUAAAUGUUUAAAGAGACAAAAAGCUGUUUAAUUAUAAAUGAGAGAAUUAAAUAGAAAAGCAAAAAUAACAGAUAAAAUUUGGUACUAAGUUUACAAUCCUUUAGUAAGAGACAAAGCUAAUAAGCCCAUCAUUUAAGGUUAAGUUUGCCUAAGUGUAGAAAUAAUGCCUGUUAAUGUUUCAGAAGAAAAGAAAAAUGGUUUAGGAAGAGAUUCACCUAAUAAUUUCCCUCCAUUAGAUGAACCUCCUGGAAGAAUGAAAUUUGAUAUUUUGCAUCCCCUUGAAUUCAUUAAGACUAUUGUUGGCCCUGAUCUGUAUAAAAAAUGCUGUGGAGUUUUUAUAUUUGUUUUUUGCUUUGUGAUAUGCUUCGGAUUGGGUUGGGUUUUAAUUUCUCAAGUUAUAGCUAAUGCAAUUAUUUGA
This is a messenger RNA of Tetrahymena thermophila SB210, 5232 nucleotides long. RefSeq names its product C2 domain protein. The transcript has 15 exons. Gene Ontology annotation, biological process: plasma membrane organization. The record is from RefSeq and is a predicted model, not a curated record. Lineage: Eukaryota; Ciliophora; Oligohymenophorea; Hymenostomatida; Tetrahymenidae.